GACUUGCGCGCGCCCACAACAGUUCGGUAUAUCCCAUCCUUAACGCAUUAUUUUUUUUUUGUUUCAAAACAUAUAUAUUUACUAUAUAUAUCGGCGUAUAACGAAUUUAUUUUCGUGAGUCCAACACUACCCAAAACCCACCUAGAAACCAGCAUAAAAAUCAGCUGCCGCGAUGUCUCAUUCAGUGACCAUAACACGCACCACCACCAGCACCACCAAUACUUCCUAUAUUGUGCUCAAUACGGGCUAUCUCAAGACCUUCCCGGGCAUACUCAAGCUGUUCGAGCUGAUCAUUGGUGCUGCUAUUGUAACCAUAUUUGCGAUCAAUUUCCGUGAUUACCAUAAUGCGUAUCGCGCUCAACAGGAUCUGUUCCACUUUUUAAUGGCCACCACAUUCAUGGUGGGGACAUUUUGCUUAUUACUCGCCUGUCUCACAUCGCUCAGCACGGGCGGCAUCAUUGCCAAAACGAUCUAUGAGCUUAUCUAUCAUAGCGUUGCGGCAAUUUUGCUGCUUACCUCGUCGGCGCUUUUGUUAAUCAGGCUGCGGGACUAUAAGCAUGACUCCUAUAUGGUGGCUGGUGUACUUGGUCUGGUCAAUGCCGUGCUCUACUUCAUAAGCGCAUUCCUGGCACAUCGCUCCUAUCGUGGCAUUUAAGCUGUUCGAUGGAUCGAACUAUGGAUAAGACAGAAAAGCGCACAAGCCAUGCAGAAAUAAAAAGAGUGUCCGUUCUUGUAGUAGUUCUAACUUUUCUAUUUUUUGUGUAGUAGUACUCACGCCGUUUUCUUUCAACUCAACUCUGUCGCUAUCUAUCUACUACAAUUUGAUUUUUGUUUAUUUGUCCAUUUGUCUCGUCUCUUGAUACCAAAAUCCACUUCUAAUGUCGUGUAAUGCAUUCGAAUAAUCAAUAUGUGUCUUUUUUUUUUUAAAUAU
Molecule: messenger RNA, 931 nt
Organism: Drosophila busckii
Lineage: Eukaryota; Metazoa; Arthropoda; Insecta; Diptera; Drosophilidae
Exons: 4
Coding region: 173-655 (160 amino acids)
Cellular component (GO): membrane
Source: RefSeq, a predicted model, not a curated record